AAGCCUGAGCGCGACACACUUUCCCUCCCACACAUACACACACCUCUCUCACACACACUCUUUUCCAGCCGGGCAGUGUGGCGCGUCAGACCUGGAGAGAGGAGCGAGGCGGCAGCAGCAUGGAGAGAAACCAGAGCUGCUGAAACACCAGGCGACUGCUGGAGCCUCCGAGGCUGCAUGGCAGCCCAGAAACAGGCGGUGACCCUGAGAGCCGACAGCUGGAUCGUCACACUUUAUCCCCUGGAGCAUCUCUGUGUGCUGAGACCUGCUUCUCCAGCUGCCGCCACUCAUUCAGCUCGGACUGGAAAACCAAAGAACCUGCAGGAUUACAGGGAGAAAACAUCUGACAACUCAAUGAUUUGGGAGUAAAUUUUCAAUCAAAUCACAAGCUGAUGUGUGUGUUUAUUUGGACAUCUGACAGGAUUCUCUCUGCAGCUGCUGCAGACUGGAACAAAAAGUUCAGAGUUGGAGCAUCACUUUUAAACACACAUAAUUUAGUGUCUUUAUCACGGAGGUGGUGGAGGUGUGACAAUCUUGCAGUUUAUUCCAGGAUCUGUAGAAUCAUCAUAAACUCAAGGAAAAGGAGGAAGAUGUCAUGGUAACCAACAACUAUCACAGCUGCCCCUGUGGUUAAAAGUCUACGCUGUUUCUGUUUUGGGACUUUUCUGUUAUAUUAAACAGACAAAAGAAAGGUUUGACCUUAAUUAUGAGGACUUUAUCUACCUGAGUUUGGAGUUUUCUGUCAUGUCCUCAGAAGCAAAACUGUAUCUGCGGCGUUAGAUUUUAUCAUCUGGACAUCUGCGGAGUCUGUCUGGCAGAAAGCGGAGCUCUGGGAUCCUAACAGUGAACUGUGGUUAUAUCUGGUUCAAAAAAGCUCUUCUUACAUACCAGGACAUUUUCCAGCUCCUUUCCAGAAGGAUAUUCCAGUUUUUGGGCAUUUUAUUCUCUCCUUUUUUCCUACAUCAAGUUUUACUCCAUUGGAUGUGCAAAGGUUUGUUCUCUGUAAAUGAGUUUCAGUGACAAAUUUAACAGCAAGAAAUACAAAAAGCUGAGUGUUCUGUGCAAACAUGCUGCAGUGAGAGAGCAUUUCUUUGGAACAAACAGACUCUAAUGUAAAAUGUAAAAAAACUUAUAGUUUCCAGACAUGCUGAUGAUGACGACACAUUCCUUGUUGCUGAGAAAUUUAACUCUGUUGGAUAUGAAAAGGCAAAACCUCACCACGAACAUAACCUUCAGAAAUACUUGCGGUGGGACCGGCACUGAGCUGAACUGGAAGUCGGACUUGUUGACCCUUGGUGUCUGGAUCGUGUCAUUCUGAAAAGAUGAUCGCAGACUGUUCUUCUUUUUUCUUUUACGAUACGUUUUUCCAAAACUUUCAGUCGUUUUAAAGGCAAAGCUGUUGCUGACAGAAUCAGAGGCCAAAGCCUGCAUGAUACGGAUAUUUCUCAGGACUUUUUGGAUUUUUUUAUUCCUCAUUCCCCAGACUGACCGGCUGCAGAGCAUCAUGGAAGACAAGGAACUGUUGGAUAAAAACCUGGUUCUUUACUGCUGGUGUAAAAUAUGCAGAUGAUUAAAUUCACCAUAUAAGACAAAAAGACACAGUUGAAGAUUAUCUGAGUUCAUCCCGUCUCAUUUUAAUCCUAAAGGGAUUAUUUAAUAUUGUGAAACUGAAACUAAACUCUCUGGAAGCUGGAAAGUUUUGUGCAGCACUAAAUGUUCCAGAAUAAGUAGCUCCACUUUUCCACGUUUCUGUUUGGACAUCAUUCAUCACUAUGCUCCCUGGUGGGCUGGUGUCAGGAGGAGGGGGCCGCGGUGGAGGGCUUUGUCUGCUCAGGUGGCUGGGCCUCAGGCUGUGGUCCCGCCGGGGGACCCUGGUCUUCGCUCUGCUUUGGUUCGGGUCCUGGUUGUUCCUGAAUGGUCUGGUCCUGGUCCAUAGGAGCAUCCUGUCUGACUACUGCACCGAUGAUAAGAGCAAGAAGAUCCUGCAGAGGCUGUGUCUGGAGUUUGGUGAAGGCUCAGUAACGGGGGACAUGUGUGAGGAUCUGUGUGUGCUCGGCCUGGUCGAAUACAAGCGUUGCCUCUACUAUGAGAAUGGGAAGAAGGUGAUUGAGGCGCGCUGGAGAGGAAACCCUGUCAUCCUCAAGUCCAAACUGGAGAACUUCUCCUCCUACGAGCCACUGGGAAUACUGGACUACCAGGACACAGCAGAGGAGCUGUCUGCUCUGGAUGUGGUUUUCUAUGCCACUCUGGAGGUACGGAACUCCUUAGGGCUGGCUGAGGAGGAUGAGGAUGAGGGAGGAGGAGGAGGAGGAGGAAGCAACAGCUCUCUGGCCAAGCUUUGGGAGAAGAAGCUGAAAAUCCGAGACAAGAGUUAUUCCAGAGCAGAGCUGUCCUCUCUGUGGUCUCUCCUGCAGCAGGAGGAGUACACCUUUCUCAGAGUCCUGCAGGACCUCAGCAGCCACGUGGCUAAGGUGCUGGGCUCCUGUGGUCACUUCUACGCUGUGGAGUACCUGUCAGCCGGACACGCCUGGGACCAGAACAUCUUCUCCCUGGAUGAGGUGGAGGUUUCGAGGCUGCGGGAUCAGACCCGAGGCAGGUGGAGCACCAGGGAGAUGGUGCACCGCAUCGCGCUGAGCUUCCUGGACAUGGUGUGGCACUUUGACAACGAGUUCACCCACAAACUGCACCUGUGUGACAUCAAACCAGAGAACUUCGCCAUCAGGAAGGACCUGACGGUGGUGGCGAUUGAUGUGGACAUGGCGUUCUUUGAGCCGAAGAUGAGGGACAUCCUGGAGCAGAACUGCAGCAGUGACGACGACUGCAACUUCUUCGACUGCUCGUCCAGGUGUGAUCCAGUCAAACGCAGGUGCAGCCCCCACCGCAGGAACAGCAACCUGCAGGUGAUUUGUGAGAAAAUUUUCAGGCCAUGGUUUUCUCCCACACUGCUCGGAGCCAAAGCAGGGCUUCCACUGCAGAUAGAGUUGCAACAAGCAGUGCAGGAGUGCUCAGAAACAGAUGGAGGUGUGGACGAGACUGAAGAGGACAAAGGAGGAGGCAGGGAUGUAUACCAGCGUCUCGUCACCAUCCUGAACCGCCUCAUUCAGGAUGGUGGAGAAUCAGGAGAGGGGGUAGUAUCCUGGGAGGGGAAGGAGCACGUCCACACUGCACUGAACUUCUGAGGAGGUGAAGAGAAGACUGGCAGAGACCUACAAAUCUCAGAAAAACUAAAAAAAAAGCUUUCUGCAUGAUGUGGAGGCAGGUUUUCCACUGGGAACUCCUUUAGAGAAGCUCAAAAAUGUUAAUGUGUUGAUAGAAGAGAAACUGAUAACUGAGCCACAGUUUAAGCCAGCUGGGUGGAGUCCUGUAAAACUAUGGCCAGUGCCUAAGACAAUGUGGAUCAUCCUGUCUGUGUCAUUUUGGCCGGGAUCUAUUUUUAUCAUGCUAAUGAUUUGGCUUAAUCUCUACUUGAGAAAUUUAUGUUUAGUGUGAAUAACUUAACUUUAGCCUUUAUUUAGCUCUUGUAUUUCACAUUAGAUUUUCCUUGUUUGGUUUUAAAGCUGUGAUUUCAGUUAAUCUGGAAACAGAUUAUCUGAGCCGACCUUAGACUCAGCUCAGUAACACCUCAAGUGUCCUCAUCAAGAGAAUCUGUUUUUGAUCCAAAACACUUGGAUUCUCUCAGAUGUAUUCAUUUCUUACUUGAAGCAGAACUUGGUAACCUUGAGAACAUGAUGGACUAAACUGGAACAAAUAUGAUCCCUCCCUCUCUGCUGUGUUUCAGCUCUCCAAAGCCCCUUCGUUGCAGAUGAAAGUUAUCAUCAUACCAACUGUCAUAACUGCCCACAGACAUGGUGGAUUAUUGCAACUAGUAUGAAGAAGAGCCAAAGGAUGUUUUGUCUUUUGUUUCGUUUUUUUUUACUACCAUGUAUUUCGAAUUUUUCUGUUCUUCAGCAACUUGGUUCUUUUAAAUGACCAAUUUCUGCUUUAAGCAUUACGUCUCAGUGAGAUUAAAGUACAUUUUUCUCAUUUGAAGAGAAACUGGUAAACACAUAAAAAUAUAACUGUUCAUAAGAAGAUAUGACAAAAAUGCUGCAAGUGAAACAAAAAUGAUUAUUUAUAGGUUUUUAACCCUUCACUUAAUCAUUCUGAACUGAUUUUUGUUUUUGAAGACAGAUAACUAAAACACAAUUGAAGCUGCUAACGCAACUUUUUUUUUUUGUAAUUACAUUUAAUUCCUACAAAUUGUACUUGAAUUGUGGUUUUUACAGAAUUCAUGACUUAUAAAUAUAUAAUGUUUCAAAGGACUAAAAGAGUAGUUUUAAUACAGGAUAUAAGAUGGUUGAUGAUUUAAUUCUAGAUUAGCUUAGCCUAAAGACUAGAAAUGGGUAAAACAGCUUGAAUCAGGGGCAAAUACUACCAGCACCUCUGUUCUCUAAAUAAAUUAACACAGUACUUUGGAUGUUCAAUCUAAAAUAAUUGUUUGCUGUUUAUCUGUGGUUGUUAGUUGGAUGGUUUAAAGCUAGAACCACUAUGUAAAGGAAACAGAUUUGGAACAAAACUAUGAAAGAGUAUAAAUCAACAAGGAAUUUUGUUUUGUUGUUGUUGUUUUGUUUGUUUUCUUUGCUGACACACACCCUGAACCUGUUUCCAUGUUGUUUCCCAAACCACAGCACUAAUUCAGCCUUACUUUAAUGCAUAGGAAGCAGUCCCGACACCAGGACCGAGCACCAGGGCAGCCAAUUGAUCUCUGUGGGUGGGCCCCAUUUAUCAAAUGAAUUUUGACUUCAUAAGAAGACAUUCAAAUCGGAACCAGCAUAUUUCAGGACAGAUUUAACAGAAAAGAGAACAAUUCAACCAAUAAUCAGACUUUAGAAUUUUUUAGAAGCUUUAGAAGUGGACGAGAUCAGUUAACCAUCGAACCUAAACAGCAACAUUAUGUGAGAGAUGUACAACACCACAUUCCUGGCUCGUUGGUCUAGGGGUAUGAUUCUCGCUUCGGGUGUGAGAGGUCCCGGGUUCAAAUCCCGGACGAGCCCUUGAAUUAUAAUUGUUCACUAUAGAUGUAGUGUCUUAAACAAUCUGGAUACAGAGUGUAAACAAUAAGCUGUAGUAUUCCAUCAAUGGUGGAAGGAUCUUCUUCCAGCCGGAUAGCUCAGUUGGCAGAAUGUCUAUCUCCCAUGCAGGAGACUGGAGUUUAAUUCCCCCAGGGGAUAAAUAUUAAUACCUUCCAGUCGGACUGAGUUUGAUCCAGCUGCAGACGGUGGUCCAGAGGAACAGAAGAUGGGACACAUGUUGCUAUGGUUACUAUCUUGCUAGGUCUCGUCACAUUGCUGGAAUCAUCCAAACUGCUGGAAGUGGUUGAUUCUUGCUGUGUGACACCUGACACAUGGUCCUUCACGUUAUCAUUAGAUCUCUGUCUUAUAUCCAUUGUCCACAAGUAUCAGUCUGCUACUACUUUAUUGAAGCUAGUUAAUAACUGUGCACCAAAUAUCACAAUAACUUGUAGAACGCAUUAUGUUCUUUAAGUUUUCGCAAGAUUUGGUGAUUAUGUGCACACAUACAUUAAAUAUGCAAACACACACACAGCUUGCAAAUAUAUCAAAAGUUAAGUUUUCUCAAUACAAAAAAGCAUAUGAAUGAUCUACUUUUGAUAUUUAUUACCAUUAUAUUAGUAUUUAGUGCCACUAAAAACAGCUUUAAUUAUAAAUGAAAAUAAUAGGCAGUGCUGACAGAUGUCUUACCGAAGAAAGAGUAAAUAUGAUUUCCACCAUGUCUUAUGAAGUUAUAUUUAUGAUUCCUUUUGAAACCAAUGUGUGAAGUAGUUCCCAGAGGUUGAGGAUGUAAUACUGAAAGGCCCCGCCCCCUGCUCCACCUAAAUGAACUUCAUGUAGCCCAGUCACUAACGUUUUGGUCUUGACUUCUUUUGGACAUUUACGUUACACUUUUUCUCAGUACAAUCAUAAAUAACUGCUAUCUGUUCAGUUUGUUAGGUUAAAUCAAAUGUUUUCCUUAUAGAUUUUUAAAUAAUUGUACCAAUAAAAUCGGCUUUGAAG
This is a messenger RNA of Melanotaenia boesemani (Boeseman's rainbowfish), 6050 nucleotides long. RefSeq names its product divergent protein kinase domain 1C (gene dipk1c). The record is from RefSeq and is a predicted model, not a curated record. NCBI's taxonomy places the organism in Eukaryota, Metazoa, Chordata, Actinopteri, Atheriniformes, Melanotaeniidae. Bases 1773 to 3179 code for a protein of 468 amino acids. The transcript has 10 exons.